GGGUUUUUGUCCAGUUAAGACAUCUACAGCUGGGGAGUCGGUGCGAGUUGUCUCUUCCUGUGUGAACAUGGUGCGGACCAAAGCAGGCUAUGUCCCGGGAGCCUACAGAAAAGUGGUUGCUUCUGGAGCCCCCAGGAAGAUGCUUGGCUCCUACACCUUUGUCACAAAUUCUUCAUCGUGUUCCUCGAGAAAAGCUGAAAAUAAGUAUGCAGGAGGGAAUCCAGUCUGUGUGCACACAACUCCAAAGUGGCAAAAAGGCAUUGGAGAAUUCUUCAGGCUGUCCCCUAAAGACUCUGAAAAAGAGAACCAUGUUUCUGAAGAAGCCGGAGGCAGUGGCUUAGGAACAGCAAAGAGAAAAGCAUGUCCUUUGCAACCUGAUCACACAUAUGAAGAAAAAAAGCAUAGAACUUACUCAUCUGAAUAAUGUCUUCAGUUUACUUAGGUAUUCUGGGAUGUAAAUUUGGGUAGAUGUGUUUGUUCAUUUGACUUGCUGAAUAGGCUUUUAGUUAAUGGAAGGCACUAAAAUUUAGCCAUUCAAAAACAACUGGUUAUAAAAGGGAGACGUUUUAUAAUUUGUAAAUUAUAAUUGCAUACUUGAAUUUAUAACGUCAUGAUAUGUUGCUUCCUUUACCUGUUAAGCUUCUUGCUAAAAUCAACAUUGCAUGAUGU
Phodopus roborovskii (desert hamster) is the source of this 669-nucleotide messenger RNA. RefSeq names its product PCNA-associated factor-like. The transcript has a single exon. Gene Ontology annotation, biological process: translesion synthesis; regulation of cell cycle. Gene Ontology annotation, cellular component: nucleus. NCBI's taxonomy places the organism in Eukaryota, Metazoa, Chordata, Mammalia, Rodentia, Cricetidae. Gene Ontology annotation, molecular function: chromatin binding. The record is from RefSeq and is a predicted model, not a curated record. Bases 68 to 424 code for a protein of 118 amino acids.